AUGACGUCGUGUGACUGUGAUUACAUCCUGCCAAAUAAUAAGGAAUGGGAACCACAUUAUAACAACUGCUCUUUAGUUUGGAGAAGAUAUUUAGGCGCUGCGUGUCCAAAAAAUGGUGACGGGUCGCUCCGUCUUCUAAAUGAAAACCUUACAAAAUUGGACAGCGAUGUUAUUUAUCAUCUUGGCUUUGAUACAUUUCACUACGAUCUGUCAGCCAUGUUUGGAGAUGUCAAAUUUGUUUGUAUGGGCGGAACGAAACAAAGAAUGAAAGAAUUUGCAAAACACAUGGCAAAAGAACUUGAUGUAAAGAAUUAUCAGUUGACGAAUUUGACCAAACAUUCUCACAGAUAUGCCAUGUACAAAGUGGGCCCAGUACUUUCAGUAAAUCACGGUAUUGGAAUCCCGUCAAUGACAAUUCUUCUUCAGGAGAUACUAAAGCUGCUUUAUUACGCCAAAGCUAAGGACCCUAUAAUAUUUAGGAUAGGCACCAGUGGCGGUCUGAAAAUACCACCGGGGUCCGUAGUGAUUUCAUCUUGGGGUCUUAAUGGUACAUUGGAGAAAACGUACAAUAUACCUGUAUUAGGUACACUUCGCAAAAUACCCUCAAUAUUCGAUAAGCGUUUGAGUCAAGAGCUGCAGUCACUGAUAUCCGAUGCCGAUGGAUUCGAAACAUUGAUCGGAGGAACAAUGGCCGCCGACGAUUUUUAUAGAGGGCAAGCGCGGUUGGACGGUCCGUUCUGCGAUUACACUGAACAAGAUAAAAUCGCCUUUUUACACAAACUAGCCGAUAUGGGUGUAAGGAACAUAGAGAUGGAAGCCACGGCUUUUGCUGCGUAUACAAAUGAAGCUGGAGUGAGGGCUGCAGAUGUUUGUGUUACACUUUUAGAUCGCUUGAAAGGUGAUCAGGUGAAACCAGACAAAGCGACCCUACUACAAUGGCAGGAACGUCCUAUGAAAGUAGUUGGUCGAUAUAUUGCUAAAUAUUAUGGAAAUAAUUCGAGAGCAUAG
This is a messenger RNA of Parnassius mnemosyne (clouded apollo), 1008 nucleotides long. NCBI's taxonomy places the organism in Eukaryota, Metazoa, Arthropoda, Insecta, Lepidoptera, Papilionidae. The record is from the annotation of a GenBank genome assembly.